UCAUGCUGCUGCCAAGUCCAGAGUCUCUCAUGGGUCCCUGUACGGCCUCCCAUUGCUGCUGUCUCCAUCCCUCCAUCGCCACACUCUGCCAUGUGCCACUUUCAGGUCUCCUCACACACACUGGUGUGUUCCAUUUUUUGUCAUAGGGUGCUGGCAGAUUACGGGCCUCCCAUAGCUGCUGCCAGGCCCCUAAUCUGCCAUGGGCCCCUAUAUACCGCCUCCUCAUGCUGCUGCCAGGUCCAGAGUCUCUCAUGGGUCCCUGUACGGCCUCCCAUUGCUGCUGUCUCCAUCGCCACACUCUGCCAUGUGCCACUUUCAGGUCUCCUCACACACUGCUGGUGUGUUGAAUUUUUUUGAC
Staurois parvus is the source of this 358-nucleotide messenger RNA. Lineage: Eukaryota; Metazoa; Chordata; Amphibia; Anura; Ranidae. The record is from the annotation of a GenBank genome assembly.